Messenger RNA from Pelodiscus sinensis (Chinese soft-shelled turtle), 3107 nucleotides. NCBI's taxonomy places the organism in Eukaryota, Metazoa, Chordata, Testudines, Trionychidae. The record is from RefSeq and is a predicted model, not a curated record.
UUUCAGGUCCUUGGACUAGACUUUCUUCUGGGCAGUGAUGACAUGUGGCCUCUGCUGCUUGGUUUAUCUGGUGCUGCUUCUAUUCUUCAGUUUUUCCUGCUCUUAUUGUGCCCAGAAAGCCCUCGAUAUCUUUACAUUAAACUAGGAAAGGUGGAGGAAGCUAAAAAAAGCUUGAAAAGGCUCAGAGGAGACUGUGACCCCACGAAAGAGCUUGCUGAGAUGGAAAAGGAAAAACAAGAAGCUGCCAGUGUAAAGAAAGUCUCCAUCCGGCAGCUUUUCAGUUCUUCCAGUUACAGGCAGCCAGUCAUUGUGGCACUGAUGGUUCAAAUAUCUCAGCAGUUUUCAGGAAUCAAUGCAAUCUUUUACUAUUCUACAAACAUUUUUGUAAGAGCGGGAGUUGAUCAACCAGUUUAUGCAACCAUAGGUGUUGGUGUCGUGAACACUGUCUUCACCAUUAUUUCUGUAAGUAAAUACUUCUGCAUUCAUAGAGCAAACUGCACUGUCAAAUGUACAGAGAAUGAAAACUUUCAUGAACCUCUAUUGAUCUUUUACUAUUCUACAAACAUUUUUGUAAGAGCGGGAGUUGAUCAACCAGUUUAUGCAACCUUAGGUGUUGGUGUCGUGAACACUGUCUUCACCAUUAUUUCUACCACUUUUGCUUGGAUGAGCUACGUGAGCAUGGUCGCAAUUUUUCUCUUUGUAAUUUUCUUUGAAGUUGGGCCUGGACCAAUCCCUUGGUUUAUUGUUGCUGAACUGUUCAGUCAAGGACCACGGCCUGCAGCUAUAGCCAUAGCUGGGUUCUGCAACUGGACCUGCAACUUCAUCAUUGGAAUGUGUUUCCAGUAUAUUGCAGACCUGUGUGGCUCUUACGUGUUCAUGAUCUUCGCCGUACUGCUCUUAGGCUUCAUUUUAUUCGCACACUUUAAAGUACCUGAAACAAAAGGAAAGUCUUUUGAAGAGAUUUCCACUGAGUUCCGCCGCAAGAAGCGAUCAGCGAUAAAAGGAUUAAAAGAUGCUACUGAACUGGAGAAUUUGCAAAGCAACAAGGAGGUAUAAAGAAACCGCAAAAUGUAUGCAUGAAGAAAAUUAAAGAACAUAUUUUUAAAUGCAGCUGAAAGAACCUUCGGCAAAAGCAUGAUUUUAUAAAAACCCUACAACUGAAAAGCCAAUAGGCCAAAUCAGUAUCAUGCUUCUGACUGAUAUGCUGGAUAGUGCAUAUAUCCUAUGCCCCUGAGACUAACCUGAUGUUACAUUCUAAGGGCUCAGUGUAUCUUGGUGUUGUCCUACAAAGACACAGGAAAGAAUGAAAGGAAUAGAUACAGAUAGGCUUCCAUGGUGCAUUACAUUGAUUCAUUACAGCAACAAUUUUCAUUUGAUGGAAACCAACAUAGGCUUAUCAAGACCAUAAUGCAGAAGGGAUAAAAGAAAGAAAAGAGGUGCUGCAUGAUCAUUUAUUCUUAUGGAUGGUUUUACCCUUUCUUUCCAUUCCCAUUUCUUCCUUUGCUAAACGAUACAAAGCCUUGGAAAAUCAAAUGCUACUGUAGUUGUCAUAUCAGGAUAAAGACAUAACUGAAGCUGAAGAUGUUAAAUAUAAAAGAGUGAGUGAAUUUGCCACCUGAUCUUAGAGUGGUGUGGCCAGGCCCAUUGAUGGGGAGGCAAAGGAGGGAAUUGCACCUGGACCUGGUGAUUCAAAGGGUCUCAGGGUACCUAUCAAUGCUGCUGCUGCAUUAGCAGCAGAGUCAGUGGCCAGAGCCCCUGGCCCCUUUAAAUCACUGCUGGCGUGCUGUGCCACGUGUUCCAGGCAGCACUAAGGACUGGGAUGAGUGCACCACAUUCUGGGUGGAGCUGAGGGCUGCUUGGGGGCCAGCUCAGUGCGCUCCAGGAAGUGCUCAGGGUGGGCUACCCCCAGCUGCAACCUUUCCCCCCAAGGCUCCAUCCCUUCCAGGAAUAGGAGCAGAUCCCACCCACCCACGGGCUCAGGGGCCCGCGAAGGCUAUCAGCAUCCCUGAGCAAGGUGUGGCAGUUUUCCCAUUUGAAUUUGUUAGAAUUAAACCCAGCUUGCUUUUGUUGGAAUUUAAUGACAUAAAUACUAUCUGGUCCCACACAAGUAUUAUAAAGCAAAAAAAACCCACACUUGAGGAAAGUCUUAUUCAUUCUGGCCAUUGUGUUUUGGGGGGAAAUAUUUAAUUUCUCCUUCCUCUGGGUACCCAGUUUGUCCUUUGCUAUGUCGUGUUUACCGCUUCAGCCUGAAAGAUGAUAGGACAGUCCAGGGGAGAGGGCACUGGAUUAGGAGUCUGAAGAUAAGGAUUCUAUGCCUUGCUCUUGUACAGCCUCUCUGUGAGACCCUAGGUAGGUCUUUCCCCUCUCUGUUGCUGUUUACUCUCCCAACCUGUGUUUGUCUUGCCUAUUUAGACUAUAAAUUCUUUGGGGCAGGAACUAUCUCUUACUAGGUGUUUGCAUAGCACCUAGAACAAUGGUGCUGUGAGCUCCAUUGGAUCUUAAAACACCACUGUAAUCCAAAUAAAUAACAACCAGGGGCCAGAUUAAAUUGUCCUAGCACUAUUAACUUCAAAUGGCUUCACUGACUUCAUCAGAGCUAUUUACACUACCUGAGGAUUUAGCUGGUGAAUGGUCUACCCUUAAGGACGCAUUUAUUCCAGACUCACUCAGUCAAAGGUGACAGAAGAGGAUUUUUAAAUUCCUGGACAUGAGUCUUUUUUUCUGCUUUUUUGUUUUGUUUUUUUUAACUUUUGAUAUCUCAUGAAUGUCUGUUCCUCUUUUGAGACUCUUCUAGCAAGUCUUUCACUGUAGUAACUUUAGGGAUGGAUUAAAACAACAGUGGGUCCUAGGGAAAAUAUAUUUACAGGCCUCCUUAAGAAUAACAAGAAACAGACAUGCAGUAUGCUUACUGCAUGCCGGGCUGGCCAUGCUGGAGAUCUGCCAGUCUAGCUGUUCACCCACUUGCUGCUGGUUGUGCUGUCUUAUCCAUGCCAAAAGGGCAGGCGGGCCAAAUUUGAAUGAGUGGUGUUGCAACCCACAUCCUGGUGAGCAGUGACCUGAAUAGCAGCAGGACGAGCAGGUGGUCCUGAUGAAUCCAUAGCAUGGUC